Molecule: messenger RNA, 885 nt
Organism: Eruca vesicaria subsp. sativa (arugula)
Lineage: Eukaryota; Viridiplantae; Streptophyta; Magnoliopsida; Brassicales; Brassicaceae
Source: the annotation of a GenBank genome assembly
AUGUCCUCUUGUCUUCCUUCUAGGUCUUCUCCGAGUGAAAGCCCUUUGACUUUUCUCUCUAUAUACCUUCAUCUGGAUACUGCCAACCGUUGGAUAUGUAACGUCCUGAAGCGUGGUGUCUCUGACCUUAACCUUUUCACUGAUUUUUCGUAUGAUGAUACAGAAGAUGAUAAUUACCAACUGCCUAGAGAAUUGUUCUUUAGUAGUACACUUGUUAAGCUGAAGUUAAGAAGGGAACGCUGUGUUAAACGACAAAGAGAGCCUAACAAUGAGUUGUUAGAGGAUGAUGAUGAUGAGGGUAAUGUUGUUGUCCACUUUGGCAAUGUGGUGAAGCUCAUGAAUGGGAUUCAAAAUGUUCAGAUACUUUCCAUCAAUGCUGAUACUCUCGAGGUGCUUUCUCAAUGCUGUAAUACAUUGCCAGUGUUCAACAACCUCAAGUUCUUAGGUAUUACAAGUGAAGAGGGUAGAGGAUGGCAAGCAAUGCCAGCUCUCCUAAAGAACUGUCCACGUUUAGAAACUAUAAUCCUUGAGGGUUUAUCACACUACGUAACUGAUAAAUGUGGAGAUGCUUGUCCCUGCAUAUCUCGGGAAGACAAAGGUCGUUCACUCAGGUCUUGUCCAGUGAAUAGGAUGGAGAUUCAAGGGUUCCGAGCAACAAUGAAAGAGAUGACCAUGAUAAAGCAUUUCUUGGACUAUUUUCCAAAUUUGAAGAGGCUUGAUGUUGUCAUUGAAGAUAAUGAACCUACGCAGCUCAGAAACCCUGAAUUGUCUAAAUGUAUCACGGAGAUGUUCGCACUCUACAACAAGUUGUACCCGAGUUGCAAUGUCGAGCUCACAGUGAGUCCUUUCUUGCAAAAGAAGUGGCGUGAACAAGGACAUAUCUGA